Molecule: messenger RNA, 239 nt
Organism: Truncatella angustata
Lineage: Eukaryota; Fungi; Ascomycota; Sordariomycetes; Amphisphaeriales; Sporocadaceae
Exons: 1
Source: RefSeq, a predicted model, not a curated record
CUGAGCAUUCUUCUCGACAAGCAGGCGCACAAUGUCUUCGUGGCCCCUCUUAGCAGCCCACCACAGCGGCGUCCGGCCGUGUUUAUCUGCAAAAUCGAACCGAGCAUUCUUCUCGACAAGCAGGCGCACAAUGUCUUCGUGGCCCCUCUUAGCAGCCCACCACAGCGGCGUCCGGCCGUGUUUAUCUGCAAAAUCGAACCGAGCAUUCUUCUCGACAAGCAAGCGCACAAUAUCUUCAU